Messenger RNA from Merops nubicus (carmine bee-eater), 478 nucleotides. It is a transcript of the gene TAF10, whose product is annotated as TAF10 RNA polymerase II, TATA box binding protein (TBP)-associated factor, 30kDa. Gene Ontology annotation, cellular component: nucleus; SAGA complex; transcription factor TFIID complex. Lineage: Eukaryota; Metazoa; Chordata; Aves; Coraciiformes; Meropidae. The record is from RefSeq and is a predicted model, not a curated record. Gene Ontology annotation, biological process: transcription initiation at RNA polymerase II promoter. The transcript has 4 exons. Bases 23 to 406 code for a protein of 127 amino acids. Gene Ontology annotation, molecular function: promoter-specific chromatin binding; RNA polymerase II general transcription initiation factor activity.
CGCGGCCCCCCCCGAAGGGGCGAUGUCCAACGGCGUGUACGUGCCGCCCAGUGCGGCCAACGGGGAUGUGAAGCCGGUGGUCUCGUCCACGCCGCUGGUGGAUUUCCUCAUGCAGCUGGAGGAUUACACCCCCACGAUCCCAGAUGCCGUCACGGGGUAUUACCUGAACCGUGCAGGAUUUGAGGCCUCUGACCCACGCAUCAUCCGCCUGAUCUCGCUGGCUGCCCAGAAGUUCAUUUCUGACAUCGCCAACGAUGCGCUGCAGCACUGCAAGAUGAAGGGAACAGCCUCGGGCAGCUCCCGCAACAAGAGCAAGGAUAAGAAGUACACGCUGACCAUGGAAGACCUGACGCCGGCACUGGCAGAAUACGGCAUCAAUGUGAAAAAGCCGCACUACUUCACGUGAAGAUGGAGGGGGUGGCGCUGGGGACUUUUUUAGGGUCGCUUCUGUGCCAUUAAACAGCUGGGUGGGUUUUUU